Oncorhynchus gorbuscha (pink salmon) is the source of this 2231-nucleotide messenger RNA. RefSeq names its product polycomb group RING finger protein 6-like. Gene Ontology annotation, cellular component: PRC1 complex. Gene Ontology annotation, biological process: negative regulation of transcription by RNA polymerase II. The record is from RefSeq and is a predicted model, not a curated record. Gene Ontology annotation, molecular function: promoter-specific chromatin binding. NCBI's taxonomy places the organism in Eukaryota, Metazoa, Chordata, Actinopteri, Salmoniformes, Salmonidae. The transcript has 9 exons. The coding region runs from base 306 to 1268 and encodes 320 amino acids.
GCCAGGAAGUUGCUGAAACUUGAGCGACAACAGUAACGUUAGCUAGCAACUGUUACAGUUGGUUUUGUUUUUUAUAUACUUGGGGUUAGCGAUAACAUUUAAGCAAUAGUUAGUGGUUAAAUCACAUGGGGUUUAUUGGUAACGUUAGUCCGUUAAAGUAGAGGUUGAACUGUUGUCGUUGUGUGUUCUUUGUAUUUAUUGAGCUAACCAGCACGUUUGCUAAUAAUGCUAGGGUCAAGUGAAUAUCAAAUUAUUGAUUAAUUGAAGAAUUUAUUGGUGCGGAAAUCAACCCAAUUUGCAGUACUAUGGAGGACAGCACCACGGAACUCGAAGGACCGGGUUGUUUGAGUGUCGGUCAGCAGUCAGAAGAGGCGACACCAACCGAUAUUAGCCACCAGAACAGUGUCGACAACGAUGGUUCGAAAGACCACAAUGGAACAUCUAAUAAUGUUGACUCGGAUUCAGGGGAUGAGCCUGAACUCCCUCUUAAACAAUUUUACCCUUACAUCCACUGUACUCUCUGCUGCGGAAUCCUAAUUGAUUCCACCACCAUCACAGAGUGUCUGCACACUUUUUGUAAAAGCUGCAUAGUGAAACACUUCUUCUACAGCAACAGGUGUCCCAAUUGCAGCAUUGUAGUCCAUCAGACACAACCAUUGUACAACAUAAAACCUGACAGACAGUUGCAAGAUAUUGUUUACAAGAUGCUGCCACAUCUGGAAGAAAUGGAGAAAGCAAGGAUGAUUGAUUUUUACAAACAGAGAGGACUGGAGGUGCCUAAACCAGUGAUGGCAUCCCCUGCGGUCCCUGUGCUGAAGAACCAGAAGCAGAGGAGGGCAUUGCUGCCCCAGUCUGUCUUCGCCAUCCCUCCUGAACUGGACGUGUCACUGCAGCUGGAGUUUUUGGGAGCGGAAGAAGGCAUAGACGGCUAUAAGCCUUUGGAGAGGCGGUAUGUGCGAGUAUCGGGGGAUGCCACUGUCCACCAUGUGGCGCUCUUCAUCAGGAGGAAGAUGGAGCUGAGCCCCGCCUGCCAGACUGGUGGUAGAGGACCCUACUGUGUGCUAAGUCCCAAUGUGACCAACCUGAGGGUGUAUUUGGACUACCUGGAACUCAAGCCCCACUUCGGAAUGACCCAACCCUCUUUUGACAGCCUGUUAGAGGUCUUGCACCAAGAAGACCAGGAUCAUGGCUGGGGCAAGACCUUGGAAAUCCUCAUGUUUUUCUACUGGAUGGCUAGUGCCACUUCGUAUAGUGUCCGAGGCAUUUGAUGUCAUCCCCAGGAUCAGUGGCGUGCUCAUGAAGAGGGUCAUCCAUUUUCCAUCACAAGAUGAAAUGCAGGAGGUUGGCGAGCGAUUCACCCAAAAAUCACAGUUCCCUGCAAUUCAAAAAGUUGCUGGCGCUAUUGCUGGAUGCCACAUCAGGAUUAAGCCCCCUGCUGUGGACCAGCAGGAUUACCUGAACAGAAAAGUUUUAUUCAUCAACUAUAGGCCAUCUGUGACCACAGGUGUGGGUUCAUUGACAUCUACAUUGCCUACCCCGGGUGGGUGCACGACACCAGGGUCAUGAAACACAGCGCUGUGUAUGUUCAGAACCUGUAACCACCCCAAGGUUGGUGUCUCUUCGGGGAUGGUGGGUAUCUCUGCCUGGUGGAGCCCAUCUGUCUGACACCCUACAGGCAACCAGUGAGGGGUGCAGUGGAGGCCACCUACGAUGCAAAGCAUUCCAAGGUGAGGAAUGUGGCAUUCCAUCUUCAUGAAGGCCCUGGAGGUGAAGCCUAGCUUUGUGCCUGAGGUGGUUGCACUCUGUGAUGCACAACGUCUGCCUCAGCAACGAGGACAUUGUGGAGCCUGAGGCCUCGGGAGAGGAUGAUGAUGGAGACCUAGACCAACUGCCGCAGCAGAAUGUGGAUCAACUGCGGGACCAGCUCACAGCAUCAGGAGUGGGCAAUGUUGCAGCACCAGCUAACCCCAUCCCAGGUGACCAACUACUGGAAUCCCCCCCAGUAGAAAACCCUUACACACACACACACACCCUGUUUAAAAUGUAAUUGUUGAUUCCUAAAUCAAUCUAUCACCCGUGUUCACAUAUUACAUUUUUGUAAUAUUACAUGUGAUCAAUAUUCAAAAUCUUAAAUUCUAUUCUGUUGUUCGUGUGUACUGGAGCUUUUUUAACUGUUAGGGAUGAUGCAAAUUUUUGCAGCUUUUCGCAGCUUUUUGUUAAAAAUCGCGCAA